Molecule: messenger RNA, 1650 nt
Organism: Penicillium cosmopolitanum
Lineage: Eukaryota; Fungi; Ascomycota; Eurotiomycetes; Eurotiales; Aspergillaceae
Exons: 4
Coding region: 1-1650 (549 amino acids)
Source: RefSeq, a predicted model, not a curated record
AUGGUUCGAACCCUCGCCCCCCAGCCGUUGCAAGAAGAAAGCUUCACGCCAAACUCCACAUGGCUUCUCGUCCUGUUGACCGACUUGGACGACGAAUACCAGGAAAGGCUGCAAGGCCCUCAUAGAGAUAGCAAGGCCAAUAUCUACGUUCUUGCUGCGUUCGCACAACGACUGGGAUAUUCACGACUGAUGAUCGCCGAUGAUAUGACAAAACGUCAGCUUAUGGGGGUCCCACGCGACAGCGAAGAGCAUGAGCAGGGGGCUAUCACGGUCGUGACGGCUACUAUUCCUAUGCAUCAAGAGAGAACCCGCGACUACCCCUGGCCUCCUCAUUAUGAUGGCCAACCAGUGAAAUUCCAGUCGCUUGAAAGUAUCUGGGUUCCGAUGUGGAAGUCACCAGUGAACCUCGAAGAGAUACAGGAGGGAGUAGUGCUCCGUGAUCCUGACUGUGGACCAUUCACUACAACCGCAAUAGCUUCACUUCAAUACGAGCUCCAGUUUGAUGCAGUCAAUGAGGCUUUGUCGCAUAUGGCCAACUACAAACCCAAGAUGCCUCUGUGGGAUCGUCCAAAAGCUAUCACUGCAUCAGUAUACCAAGCUAUGGAACGGUGUGUUCGUGAAAAGCGAAAUACCCCAGCAUACAUGACAAGGGCAAACGAGAAUGACCCACCAAUUACAGUAGAAUUGGUCCCAUGGGAGCGACACCGCAGUUCAACCAGAAGAGACCUGGCGACAUUCUGGAACGAGUACCUACUCUGGGAUUACACUCGCAACAAAGAUGAAGGGCUUUUUCCCUUUCUUUAUCUCACUGGGCCUUUUAAAAGUAUUGACGAGACUCUCUUCGGCAUCAUAAGGCGCUUAAGCGACGAGCUCAUGUUGGCAAUAGUCACAACUGGGAAAUUGAGGCUGGGGAGUAUCUGCAGAUCUAUGCAUUGGGGCGACCAUAAUGAAUGGAACGAACUUCAUUACUUGAACACACCUGAUUCUUAUCCCGGAUGGAUCUACAAGGAGCAACUAGAAGAUUACGACCAGCCCCUUUAUCGAAACUAUCCUGACUGGGAAGUUGCCAUUUAUGAUCGCUACACUAUUCCUUUAUUCUCAAUUUCAAACCAUCACAAUGACCAAGAUACCAUCCUCGGAUUGCAAUCCGAAAUGGGAGUGCAAAAUGCGGGCCCGGGUGCGCAUUCGGACGGAAAGGUCUGGACUACUGACAACGCAAUUCCUUUCUGCUACUUUAUGCCCUGGAAAGGCGGGGAAUCCGGCAGGGUGGAAGAUAUUUGGAACAUUAUCAAGGAGAUAGCUAUGCAUCCGACUUCAUUACGAACCUGCGACAUCGAAAUCGUCUGUUUGGAACAACGGUCUGCCGUUGAUUCGACAGUGAUCCUGGCAGCACCAAGCCUCUCUGCGCUUGAUCCAGAGCCUAAACUCCUUGGUCAUCUACCAAUUCCCCACGUUCGAGGCUUUAAAUUUGUCCGAGUCCCUGCAAAUCAAGUAUGGGAGUUGAUGCAAAAGCGAUUCGGACUCAUGAACUUUGAACGCAAGAAUUUGAAAUGGACACACUGUCGCCGACCAGGCUGGCCGGGACCGAAGGAGCUACCUGAUGAAUAUGAAGAGGGAGAGGUGUUUGUCGAUGGUGAUUCCCUGCCUUGA